This is a messenger RNA of Caretta caretta (loggerhead turtle), 16191 nucleotides long. RefSeq names its product protein tyrosine phosphatase receptor type T (gene PTPRT). Gene Ontology annotation, cellular component: membrane. NCBI's taxonomy places the organism in Eukaryota, Metazoa, Chordata, Testudines, Cheloniidae. Gene Ontology annotation, molecular function: protein binding; protein tyrosine phosphatase activity. Gene Ontology annotation, biological process: protein dephosphorylation. The record is from RefSeq and is a predicted model, not a curated record.
GCUACUCAUCAGAUCAGGAUAGCAGCUCCAGCUCGGAGAUACAUCUCCAACUCUCUGAUGUACCAAUGCAGGGGAUAUUUGCCAGGCACACAGAGAGACACCUGCACUGCUAUAGCGGGGAGGGAAUGUGAACUCCAAUAAAGAAUGAAUCGGAUUGCCACUAUUGUCUUUCUGGUGCAGCUGUUGCAAAAAGCAGAGGGGCAGGUCUUCCCAGGUGGUUGUUCCUUUGAUGAACACUACAGUAACUGUGGUUAUAGCGUGGCACUGGGGACCAAUGGAUUUACCUGGGAGCAGCUCAACACGUGGGAAAAGCCAACUAUGGAUCCAGCUGUCCCGACUGGUUCCUUCAUGAUGGUGAAUAGCUCUGGACGGGCAUCUGGGCAGAAGGCUCACUUGCUGUUGCCCACCUUGAAGGAAAAUGACACUCACUGCAUCGACUUUCAUUACUACCUGUCUAGCAGAGACCGCUCCAGCCCUGGCUCGUUGAAUGUCUACGUGAAGGUUAAUGGUGGACCACAGGGUAACCCCAUCUGGAAUGUGUCAGGGAUUGUUACUGAAGGUUGGGUGAAGGCUGAGCUUGCCAUCAGUACAUUCUGGCCACACUUUUAUCAGGUGAUAUUUGAAUCCGUGUCUUUGAAGGGACAUCCGGGGUACAUAGCUGUGGAUGAAGUCAGAGUCCUUGCCCAUCCAUGCAGAAAAGCGCCUCACUUCUUGCGGCUGCAGAAUGUGGAGGUUAACGUGGGACAGAAUGCAACAUUCCAGUGCAUCGCCGGGGGAAAGUGGUCUCAGCACGACAAACUCUGGCUCCAGCAGUGGAACGGAAGGGACACCGCGUUAAUGGUCACCAGGGUGGUCAACCACAGACGGUUUUCUGCUACAGUCAGCGUAGCAGACACGUCUCAGCGCAGCAUCAGCAAAUAUCGGUGUGUCAUUCGCUCGGAUGGUGGCUCUGGCGUUUCAAACUAUGCAGAAUUAAUUGUGAAAGAACCUCCGACGCCCAUUGCGCCCCCUGAACUGCUGGCUGUCGGCGCCACCUAUCUGUGGAUCAAACCCAACGCCAAUUCUAUCAUUGGAGAUGGGCCUAUAAUACUGAAGGAGGUGGAGUACCGGACAACCACUGGGAACUGGGCAGAAACACACAUCGUAGACUCCCCAAAUUACAAACUGUGGCACCUGGACCCCGAUGUGGAGUAUGAGAUCAGAGUGCUCCUCACCCGCCCUGGUGAAGGGGGCACAGGGCCACCUGGGCCUCCACUCACAACAAGAACAAAAUGUGCAGAUCCAGUCCAUGGACCGCAGAGUGUGGAAGUUGUUGACAUUCGCUCCCGGCAGCUGACCUUGCAAUGGGAGCCCUUUGGUUACGCGGUGACCCGUUGCCACAGCUACAACCUAACAGUCCAGUACCAGUAUGUGUUUAACCAGCAGAAGUACGAGGCAGAGGAACUCAUCCAGACAUCCUCACAUUAUACCUUGCGAGGCCUUCGGCCCUUCAUGACCAUCCGGUUGAGGCUAGCACUUUCUAAUCCAGAGGGCAAAAUGGAAAGCGAGGAGCUGGUGGUACAGACUGAAGAGGAUGUUCCUGGGCCUGUUCCCCUAGAAUCUAUCCAAGGAGGACCCUUUGAAGAAAAAAUCUAUGUUCAGUGGAAGCCUCCAAAUGAGACCAAUGGUAUCAUUACACUCUAUGAGAUUACAUACAAGGCUGUUGGGUCCUUGGAUCCCAGUGCUGACUUGUCCAGCCAGAGGGGAAAGAUCUUCAAACUAAGGAAUGAAACUCACCACCUCUUUGUAGGGUUAUAUCCAGGGACUACCUAUUCGUUCACCAUCAAAGCCAGCACAGUGAAGGGCUUCGGACCUCCCAUCACAACACGGAUCGCAACUAAGAUUUCAGCACCAUCUAUGCCUGAAUACGACACGGACUCCCCCUUGAAUGAAACUGACACAACCAUCACAGUCAUGUUGAAGCCUGCUCAGUCCCGUGGAGCACCUGUCAGUGUCUAUCAGCUUGUUGUCAAGGAAGAGAGGCUGCAGAAAGCACGGAGGGCUGCAGACAUCAUUGAGUGCUUCUCUGUUCCAGUGAGCUACAAAAAUGCUUCCAGCCUUGACUCACCCCAUUACUUUGCGGCCGAGCUGAAGCCCGUCAAUCUGCCCGUCACGCAGCCCUUUACGGUGGGCGACAACAAGACCUACAAUGGCUAUUGGAAUGCUCCACUCUCACCACUGAAAAGCUACAGCAUCUACUUCCAGGCUCUCAGCAAAGCGAACGGAGAGACCAAAAUCAACUGUGUCCGACUGGCGACAAAAGCAGUACUAGGUAGGCAACAGGUGACCACACGAAACCCGCCCAGCCUCUUGAGCACAGGAGCUUCCACCCAGAAUUCCAAUGCAGUGGAGCCUGAAAAGCAAGCUGACAACACAGUGAAAAUGGCUGGGGUUAUAGCUGGCCUUCUGAUGUUUGUUAUAAUCCUCUUAGGAGCAAUGCUCACCAUCAAAAGGAGAAGAAAUGCAUAUUCCUACUCCUAUUACUUGAAACUAGCGAAGAAGCAGAAGGAGACUCAAAGCAGCACUCAGAGAGAGAUGGGUCCUGUUGCUACUUCAGACAAGAACACCACCAAACUCAGUGCAGUUCACAACGAAGAAGCUUUUUCUUCCAGCUGUCAAGAUGUUAAUGGAUUCACAUCAUCCUCUCCUUGUUCAUUUUCUGUCCAAAGCAAAACCCUUCAGAGCAAAUCUUUGUUGAAUUCCUACUACUCAGUAUCAUCAGACACUGUUCCAUCGGCUGCACUGCUAGAGAGCAGCCAUGUGGAGAUGACCCAGCCAACUCUGACCAUCCAGACCCAUCCGUACAGGAGCUGUGAGCCAGUGGAAAUGUCCUAUCCCAGGGGGCAGUUCCAGCCAGCCAUCCGAGUGGCCGACUUGCUACAGCAUAUCACCCAGAUGAAACGAGGACAGGGCUAUGGAUUUAAAGAGGAGUAUGAGGCUCUACCCGAGGGGCAGACGGCAUCUUGGGAUACGGCCAAGGAAGAUGAAAACCGCAAUAAGAAUAGAUAUGGGAACAUCAUUUCCUAUGAUCAUUCAAGAGUGAGACUGCAGCUGUUGGAUGGAGACCCUCACUCAGACUACAUAAACGCCAACUACAUAGAUGGAUACCACCGGCCUCGUCACUACGUUGCAACUCAAGGUCCCAUGCAAGAGACGGUUAAGGAUUUCUGGAGAAUGAUUUGGCAGGAGAAUUCUGCAAGUGUUGUCAUGGUCACCAACCUGGUGGAAGUUGGCAGGGUGAAAUGUGUUAGAUACUGGCCAGAUGACACAGAGGUCUAUGGAGAUAUUAAAGUCACAUUAAUUGAGACAGAGCCAUUGGCAGAGUACGUCAUACGCACAUUUACUGUACAAAAGAAAGGCUACCAUGAGAUCCGAGAGAUUCGGCAGUUCCACUUUACCAGCUGGCCAGACCACGGGGUUCCUUGCUAUGCCACAGGCCUCUUGGGCUUUGUUCGGCAGGUGAAGUUCCUCAAUCCGCCUGAGGCGGGGCCUAUAGUUGUGCACUGCAGCGCUGGUGCUGGAAGGACAGGGUGCUUUAUUGCCAUUGACAUCAUGCUUGACAUGGCAGAGAAUGAAGGUGUCGUAGACAUAUUUAACUGCGUGCGAGAGCUACGAUCCCAGAGGGUCAAUUUGGUACAGACAGAGGAGCAGUAUGUCUUUGUACAUGAUGCCAUUCUAGAGGCAUGUCUUUGUGGCAACACAGCAAUUCCGGUUUGUGAGUUCCGAUCCAUAUAUUACAAUAUCAGCCGACUGGAUCCACAGACAAAUUCCAGCCAGAUAAAAGAUGAAUUUCAGACCCUCAACAUUGUGACGCCGCGUGUUCGGCCAGAAGACUGCAGCAUUGGCCUCUUGCCAAGAAACCAUGACAAAAAUCGCUGCAUGGAUGUGCUGCCCUUGGACCGGUGCCUCCCUUUCCUUAUCUCUGUGGAUGGCGAAUCAAGCAACUACAUCAACGCUGCACUCAUGGAUAGCCACAAGCAACCUGCUGCCUUUAUUGUUACCCAGCACCCUUUACCCAACACUGUACCAGAUUUCUGGAGGCUGGUGUUUGAUUACAACUGCUCCUCCAUAGUGAUGCUGAACGAGAUGGAUGCUGCACAGCUCUGCAUGCAGUACUGGCCAGAGAAAACGUCCUGUUGUUAUGGUCCAAUCCAGGUGGAGUUUGUUUCAGCAGACAUUGAUGAGGAUAUCAUCAAUAGGAUAUUCCGUAUCUGCAACAUGGCCAGGCCCCAGGAUGGAUAUCGUAUAGUACAGCAUUUGCAGUACAUUGGCUGGCCAGCAUAUCGGGACACCCCUCCGUCCAAACGCUCGCUCCUGAAGGUGGUCAGACGGCUAGAGAAAUGGCAGGAGCAGUACGAUGGGAGAGAUGGACGCACUGUUGUCCACUGCCUGAAUGGCGGUGGCCGCAGUGGCACCUUCUGUGCCAUCUGCAGCGUGUGCGAAAUGAUUCAGCAGCAAAAUAUCAUUGACGUGUUCCACAUAGUGAAGACAUUACGGAAUAACAAAUCCAAUAUGGUGGAGUCACUGGAACAAUAUAAAUUUGUAUACGAGGUUGCACUGGAAUACUUGUGUUCGUUUUAGCCUAGCAGAGAGGGGGGCCUACUGGAUUCCAGACCCCCAAGUCUGAAGAACACUUUUUUUCCCGCACUAAAAGGCAGUAAUGGGUGUGGGGAGGGCCAGACUCUCCACAUUGAAGCAAGGGACAGAGUGUACUGACCUCAAUGCCAUUGGGAGGACGAGGUGAUCCCUGUGUUUGCUGCUGCCUGCUUUCUUUCGGAGCAUCUACCGCUUCUUAAAUAACCUAGCAUACAAAUUGGCUAAACAGGAGACGGGCUGGAAGACUCUGCUUUCUAAUCCCCUCCAACCUCUUCUCUACCACUUUGGAUGUGUAUUUUUGCUCUCCUUGAUACAAAGGAAAAAAAUACUGGAUGUUCUGUCUUUUAAACAGCUCCUUUUUCUGUUCUCAAAUCCCACCCUUUAAUUUUUGAAUUUCAUGCAUCAGCCAUUUGGAAAAAUGAGAGAACCACAGGGAACAUGUGAGACUUUGGGUUACAAUUAAUCCACCUGACCUAUUUUUUGCCAGCGAAAAUGCUAUCAACAAGAAGUUGACAUUCUCUUCCCCUGCCUCCUGUUCUCCCUAGACAUAAGACUAGGUGGUGGAACUGGGAAGCUGUUCAUGGAUUCGCUGCACCAACUACUGCUACACAAGCUUUUCCUUCCAGAUCCUGCUUGACGUCCAAGACUGUGCGUGAACUGGUUCCAUCUCUCUGAUUCAUGUUAGUGUCCCGGCUGGUGAAGAAAAUCAUUUUAAAAAAAAACAGGGUUUCACAGCCAUUUGAUCAAACAAACCCUCCACCAAACCAGUUGCAUUUGGUUUGUAAGUCCGGUGAUUUUUUACCACAUUUUUCAAGCAUUUGCUGGGGUGCAGUGUCUCUUUACAAAGAAGAGCAUAGAGUAGAUAUGUUGAUGAUGAUGAUAUACUCUAGAUAAUUAUUAUUUAUAUUUCUGUAGGACCUAGGAGACCUAGUCAUGGACCAGGCUCUCAUUGUGCCAGGUACAGACACAGAACAGAAAGAUAAUCCCUUCCUCCGAGUUUACAAUCUAAGCGUAUGUCUCUAAUGCAGCAUUAUUCUGGGUUUUUACCUGAGUUUUAGCCCAGCCCCUCUCCCCACCAUCCACACAGGAAAACCUCUGACCUGAUUAUGGAAAGGCUUUAAAUCCAGGCUAGCUGACCCAGCUGGGGAUGUGGAUUAGAGUGCAGGGUCCUCUUUAACUCUAUCCAGAACCUGAUCACUUUGCAGUGAGGAUGGAGGUUAAAUCACUUAUGUGCUGAUAGCCCUCCAAUGCCCUGCCCACAAUUCCUCCCCAAGGACAGAAAGUUCUUCCGCAGUUGACUUGGAAGGAAUCUUAGAGCAUCUCAAAACAAAUAACAUGGGAUAUGCCUCCAGGCACACAUGGGUGAGUGCAGAAGCAGCGAGGACACACUAGCAUGGGUAGAUCUUUGUAGUGGGGAUGCUCGCACCUGGGUUAACUGUGCAUUGUAGACAUAGCCAUCGUAUGAUUUUAAUUUGGGGAUUGACUAAGGUUUCUAUGCUGUCUGUUCCCAAACUGUUGUACAAUCAGACCUAAUUGCGUGAUUAUUCAACUCUCCAGGCCAUGAGAUUUCUAAAUGGUAGUUCAUUCAGGCUGUAUGAAAGGUAAUGCACAUUAAACACAAAACUAGUUUGUUGUUUGCUGGGUUUGUGAAAAGGUAAGAAAAAAUGUUUCAGCAGCACAGGAAACUUUACAUCACGAGCAAAAAGGUAUUUGCUUUGCUCUGCAAAAAUUUCUGCAUUAAAAUUUCCAUUAAUUCUUUGAAACAAGCCCUGGGUAUGUGUUGCCUUAUCCUGUAGCCCAGUCUUAUCUCUUUGUAGCUAUAGAAAAGUGUGUUAACUGGUUAAUCAGAAAAAGGUUGGAUUUUGAUCUCAGAGUGUAAAUUGAUUUUGAUGAACCAGAUCUUUCAGUAUUCAGGAUUUUUAUUUAUUUAGCUAUCUAUCUUAAGACAGCAGAGAUAAGGUGGCUGCAUUUGGCUAGAUUCUGGGAAAUGCAGACUUUUUAAAAUCUAGACUUUCCAUCAAAGCUUGACUGAAGAAAAGAGUUUAACAAAACUGUAACUCGUCAUCCUUCAACAUAGUUUUCCCACCCUUUUGUCAGUACCCAGAUCCUUCAACCCCAGAGCCUGUGGUUUGACCCUCUGUCACAUUGAUUUUCCACAUGUGGAAAGCAGUGUAACUAUGUCUAACUUCAGCUUUCAGUCACUGGAUUGCAUUAUACCUUUGACAAUCAAGCAGACAAAGAUAUAACACAGUCCAAUGGCUGGAAGGUGAUGUUAUACAAAUUCAGACUGGAAAUAAAGUGUAAAUUUUUAACAGUGAAGGUAAUUAACCAUUAGAACGAUUUACCCAAGGUAUGGUGGGUUUUCCAUCACUGGCCAUUUUUAAAUCAUGAUUGGAUUUGCUGUAGUUCAAAGAGAAUUAUUUUGGGGAAAGUUCUGUGGCCAGACUCGAUAAUCACCAGGGCUCUUUCUGGCCUUAGAAUCUAUGAAUCAGUAUUAUUUUUCUUUAAAAAUAUAUUAUCAUGUAUCUUAGUUCAGAAGGCACCCUUGCGUAGUUGCCACUCUUUAGAUCUCCCACGUUAUCAAGAGACUUUGGAUUUUAGGCUUGUCUUUACAAGUGAGUGUCCUGAAAUAAGGUAGCAAGUAAGUCCAAUUUUGUCCCUGAUGUAUCCUGCAUGCUGUACAAUACCUGUGUCCACCCACACCCAUUCCCUUGUGCCCUUUUUGGGCUGGUUCCUUCUAUUGUUUGCAACAAAAACCCAAGAUGAUGUCGUGUAACUGUAGAGGAGUGUUUCGUGCGUGCGUGCCAUUUGAUGAAAACAGAACUUCUCUUUUUGCCACCCUCCAUGCACAGAAUCCUGAAAGACACUAAGAAGAGUGGAGAAACUGUUGGGCAGGGACUGAACAGGCAGGUAUGAAAAUGAGUGGUUAGGUGACAGGUAGCGCAUGUUGUAACUAUGUGGUGCAACAAGUGUGCUGCUAACUUCUACGUGCACGGAGGAGGAAAGGAAGCACCACACAGCAGGCCAGGAUUUUUCUCCAACUGCCAAAAUGAAGCUGGGCUUUGUCUAAAUUGGCACCUUCACCGCUAAAACUUUUGUCGCUCGGGGGGCGUGAAAAAACACCCCUCUGAACGACCAAAGUUUUAGCGACGAAAAGCUCCAGUGUGGCCAGCGCUUCGUCAGCGGGCGACGUGCUCCUGUCCACGACGUACGGCCCCUCGUUGGGGGUGGUUUUAUUUUGUCUCCAGGAGAGCUCUCGCCUGGCAAUAAAGAGCGGCAACACAGCACGCCUUACGGUGGCAUGGCUGCAGCACCACAGCUGCACCGUUGUAAGAGUCGCAGUGUGGACGUUGCCUCGGUGUCGGUUCAUUCAGUCCAGAAAGUUAAAGGGAAUCAGAUCCCUUGCAAAGAAAAAGUGCUGUGUGUUUGAACACAGUUCACUCAUCUUCAGCCAGGCUGUUUAAAAAGAAUUGCUUUCUCUUCCUUGAAUUAUUCCUGUUCGGGGGCCUUGGUUGUGUGUUUGUUGGUUUGGUUUUAUUAUUAUUAUUAUUUUGUUAGCCCUUUCAUAACGUAAGUUUUCUUAAGACCCCAUCACUGCUUACAAUGAAGUUAUGAUCUUGAAAACGUCACCUAGUGUUCAGUGCGUGUGCUAUAGUUGUACGUGGAAAUUCACAAGAACAUACUAGCAAUUAAGGUCUCUGUCUGAAUCAGAAAUAGGACACACUGGAUAACAGUUCAAACAAAAAGGGGCAGAAAGGUGGGCAAUAAGAUCUGUCAGUGGCAGAAAGGAAGAUAAACAGGAAUGUGAGAAGCGGGGGCAGCUCCAGGCUUAGGGGUAGCAUGAAAGAAAGUGGAUACAUAGACAAAAAUAGCAGCUACAAAGGAGGCUUGGGUGGAGAGAAGUAGGUGUCAGACUUGAGAACAGAGCAUAGGUGGGAGCAGAGUUGUGUAAGGCCUCAAAGGUACAGGUUUGAGUUCAUUGACUUGGCACUCAACACAUGACUCAAUCUAAAUAGAUAAAAGAGGUGACGGGAAUUGUAUAGAGGGACAGGGGGAUGAAACACUACCAGCCAAGGUAGAGCAUAAAGUUGCUUAUUAAAUCCUAUUUGAAAUACUGUAUGCAGUCCUGGUCACCAUACCAAGGAAGCUAUUGCUGCCUUAGAGAGUGCAGCACACAGCAAAAAAGAUACCACCAGGUUAGAAGAAUGUAAAUAUGAGUUAAGGUUAUCGGAGUUGGGUUUAUUCUUCUUGGAGAAAAACAGAAGCUUUGAACUGAGCUAACAGAGGCUUUAUCAAUCCUGAAAAGGAUUGCCUUUAGUAAGGCUUUUGAUAUAGUCCCCAAUGACAUUCUCAUAAGCAAGCUAGGGAAAUAUGGACUAAAUAUAACUACUAUAGGAUGGGUGCAUAACUGGUUGAAAGACCGUUCUCAAGGAGUAGUCCUCAGUGGUUCACUGUGAAACUCUAGUGGGGUGCUGCAAGGAUCUGUCCUGGGUACAGUACUUUUCAGUACUUUCACUGAUGACUUGGAUGAUGGAGUGGAGGGUAGCCUUAUAAAAUUUGCAGAUGUCACCAACCUUGGAGGGGUUACUAGCACUUUGGAGACAAGGAUAAGAAUUCAAAAUUAUUUUGAUAAAUUGGAGAAUUGGGCUGAAAUCAGCAAGAUAAAAUUCAAUAAAGACAAGUGCAAAGUACUGUAAUUAGCAAGGAAAAAUCAAAUGCACACAUACAAAACUGGGAAAUAACUAGGCAAGGCAAGGCAACAGUAGCACAGAACAGGAUCUGGGGAGUGUAGUGGACUGUGUGACAAUAGUGUGAUGCUGUUGUGAAAAAGGCAAAUCCUAUUCUGGGAUGUAUUAGUGUAAUAUAUAAGAUACAGGUGGUAAUUCUGCUCUGUGUGGCACUGGCGAAGCCCCAGCAGGAGUACUGUUCACGUUUUGGGCACCAUAUUCAAGAAAAAUGUGGAGAAAGGGGAGAUAGUCCAAAGUAGAGCAACAAACUGAUAGGACAUUUAGAAAGCAUGACUUAAACGGUUGAAAGAAUUGGGCAUGUUCACUUUAGAGAAUAGAAGGUUGGGGGGGCAUCAUAAGUCUUCAAAUGUGUAAAAGAGGGAUGGUGAUCGACUGGUUUCCAUGUUCACUGAGGGUAGGACAAGAAGUAAUUGGCUUUGCAGCAAGGGAGAUUCAGGUUAGAGAUCAGGAAAAUCUUUUUAACUCUAGGGACAGUUAAGCACUGGAACACAUUACUAGGGAGGCUGUGGAAUCUCCAUCACUGGAGAUUUUAAGAACCGGUUAGACACAUACCUGUCAAGGAUGGUGUAGGCAUACUUAAUCCUGCCUCCAUGCAGGGGUAUGGACCAGAUGGCCUCCUGAGGUCCAUUCCAGUCCUACAUUUCUAUGAUUCUUUGAAAAACACUAGAGGAAUUUAUUUGAGGAAUCCAUUUUUUCAUUUGAAAAAUAGGAAAAUUUAGUAUUGACAAUAUUUGACCAAUUCUAAUGACGAGUCUUUAUCCUAGUUUACAACCGCUCCUCAAUGUCCAUAGCGUGCUGCUUAUGGAUGGCACAAUACUGCCCUGGUGAUAAUCUAAACUUCAAGAAACUAGGAGCAAUUAAGGAUAUAGGAAGAACUCAUGCAAAGGCUAAUUAAUAUGUGGGAUAAAUUGCUCAGAAGAUAACUGAAACAAAGAAUCCAAGGGAUAACUAGAUGAGUUGCUGUAGAUGAAAGAGACUAAGGGUUUAUUUAGAUGAGCAGUUAGUGCAAAGCAAGCUGAGGUUUGAAUCUACUGUGUAACAGCAUGCUGUGUGCUAGGUGCGUGUGGCGACCCUGCUACCACACACUAAAAGUUCCCUAGUGCACUUUGAUCUACCCUGCUUUGAAACAGGAGGAGAUGAAAGUACAGUAGGGAACAUUUAGUGUGAGGCAGCAGGGUCCACAUGGACAGUUAACAUGACACGCUCGUAAGCUGUAGCUUUAGGUCUUAGCUUGCCAUGCAUUAACUGUUCGUAUAGACAAACCCAGAGCGGUUCGAUCUAAUUGCCUUCUGUGACGAGAUAACUGGCUCUGUGGAUGAAGGGAAAGCAGUGGACGUGUUGUUCCUUGACUUUAGCAAAGCUUUUGACACGGUCUCCCACAGUAUUCUUGCCAGCAAAUUAAAGAAGUAUGGGCUGGAUGAAUGGACUAUAAGGUGGAUAGAAAGCUGGCUAGAUUGUCAGGCUCAACGGGUAGUGAUCAAUGGCUCCAUGUCUAGUUGGCAGCCAGUAUCAAGUGGAGUGCCCCAAAGGUCGGUCUUGGGGCCAGUUUUGUUCAAUAUCUUCAUAAAUGAUCUGGAGGAUGGUGUGGAUUGCACCCUCAGCAAGUUUGCAGAUGACACUAAACCGGGAGGAGAGGUAGAUACGCUGGAGGGUAGGGAUAGGAUACAGAGGGACCUAGACAAAUUGGAGGAUUGGGCCAAAAGAAAUCUGAUGAGGUUCAACAAGGACAAGUGCAGAGUCCUGCACUUAGGACGGAAGAAUCCAAUGCACCGCUACAGACUAGGGACCGAAUGGCUAGGCAGCAGUUCUGCAGAAAAGGACCUAGGGGUUACAGUGGACGAGAAGCUGGAUAUGAGUCAACAGUGUGCCCUUGUUGCCAAGAAGGCCAAUGGCAUUUUGGGAUGUAUACGUAGGGGCAUUGCCAGCAGAUCGAGGGACGUGAUCGUUCCCCUCUAUUCGACAUUGGUGAGGCCUCAUCUGGAGUACUGUGUCCAGUUUUGGGCCCCACACUACAAGAAGGAUGUGGAAAAAUUGGAAAGAGUCCAGCGGAGGGCAACAAAAAUGAUUAGGGGACUGGAACACAUGUGUUAUGAGGAGAGGCAGAGGGAACUGGGGAUGUUUAGUCUGUGGAAGAGAAGAAUGAGGGGGCAUUUGAUAGCUGCUUUCAACUACCUGAAAGGGGGUUCCAAAGAGGAUGGCUCUAGACUGUUCUCAGUGGUAGCAGAUGACAGAACAAAGAGUAAUGGUCUCAAGUUGCAGUGAGGGAGAUUUAGGUUGGAUAUUAGGAAAAACUUUUUCAUUAGGAGGGUGGUGAAACACUGGAAUGCGUUACCUAGGGAGGUGGUGGAAUCUCCUUCCUUAGAAGUUUUUAAGGUCAGGCUUGACAAAGCUCUGGCUGGGAUGAUUUAAUUGGGGAUUGGUCCUGCUUUGAGCAGGGGGUUGGACUAGAUGACCUCCUGAGGUCCCUUCCAACCCUGAUAUUCUAUGAUUCUAUGGGGAUUGGGGUGGGGGGGGGCCUUAAAAAAAGAAGCAGGUAUAUUAGAGCAGCAGGUCUUCUCAUAAUUUUUUUUACCUUCACGUAAUACCUUCAAAAUUAGAUCAUGGGCCAAUUAUUUAUUAUUUUCAAAUUUCUUUUGGUGUGGAACAGCGCACGUUAUAUAGUGUAUAUGGACCUGCAGCACUAAAUGCAUGGCAAAUCACGAACAGUUUCUCCAUUCGUGGGUGCGUUGUCACAUCCAUGUCAUUUGUGGGAUUCAGCCAAAUAACGAGUGUCAUCAGGCUGCCACCGCAAUGAGUAGACACAAGUAGUCCCAUUGAACUCACUUUGGAGACCCCUAGACAAAUUCUGCCUUCAGGUACACUAAUGCAAGCCCAGUGGAGUGUAAAUGAGGCCAAAAUAUGGCCCUUGGCGUCUAAUUCUAACUUAAGGCCCAACUCCUCCACCUUCACUCACAUUCAAUGCUACCUCUCACAGGUGAGUAGUCCUGUUGAAGUCUGCGGGACUACUUACAGGAGUAACAUAUGUAAAUAAGCAUGACAGAACUGAGUCCUUGGGUAGCAAAUAAAGGUGAUUUUGGUGAUCUCGUUCUUGUCCACAAUUUGACAUUACCAUUUUUCCCUGCUCAAGAGAAACUUUGGACUGGAAUAACAAGAAGUGCUUUAGUUCAUGACUGAAGUGCUUUGACAGAGUUGUAUAGAACAACUAUAUGGAACAUAGUGUCUCCUUGCACCAUGCCUUGUUCCAGCCAGUUUUCAGUGCUCUGCUGGGUAUCACUCUAAUCAAGUUUUAAGCAUUUAAGUUUGUAAUAUUUACCCCUUGUCCUGUGUGCAUGAGCCAUUCGGCCAAAUAAAAGAUUUUCACAUCUAUAGAAAAGCUGUAGUCUCUGGCUGUUCCCAGUACUCUAAGCCAUUCUUACAUAUCCCAUAACAUCAGCACUCAACGUAUCUUAGUUCUUUGAGCCAUGUAUUGUGUGUACAUUUGUACACACACAAAUGUACACCCAUAUCGAUACAGGGAGAUGUGAUUUACAGACCAACGUCUAAUAUCUAAUGACAACUAGAAGUGAUAAUUUAUAUCUUCAAAGAUAUAACUGAACCGAAAAUAGUAAAUGCUGUCACUGUUCCUCACACACAAAUACUCAAAGAGAAUGACCAAACGAAACACAAAAUGUUACAUAGAAAUUUUGGGGACCACCCAGGCUCCUAUAAAUAUGGUAUUUUGAACCCUUCCCAAACAUUGAUGUUUCAUGCUUUUGGAACAGAAGGGGUGGCCUAUUAUUAUUUCUGUUCCAGGAGGUUGGGUGGGAGAAACAGACAACACUGGAAAGAGAUGUUUAACUGGAAACUCUCACUGUGUUCUUUCUCUGUGUUAUUCUCCUACACAACCCUUUACAUUAUGUGCUGCUCUGUUCAUGCUAAAAUCAGAAGAAUGCAGGUUAUACCAAAUCCCAAUGUUUGAAGCCCCACCCCCACCCCCACCCCAGGGCCCAAAUGGAGAGGUCAUGGCAUAGCAGAAGGAGGAGAAGGUUUGGGAGAUAGUACACCGUGAAACAAACAAAAGAAGGGGUGCUCAAGCUGAGGUCUUUGAAAUUUGAAGUAUCCUUGUUUGUAAAACUGAGAACAUGAUCAAGUGCUCUCCCAGGCAUGCAUGUUACUACUGUAUUCAUAUAUGGGAUGCGGGUGUGGGAGGGUGGAGACAAGUGAGUUGUCUCCCAGGAAAAUUUAAUUGCCUUGCAAUUAAUUUAAAGAGGUCAGCAUUAUCCGGUGGUAAAAUUCCUGUGGUACAAUUACUAUUGAUAUGUCCCUGUGCUGUAUCCACAGACAGUAGUUCAAACACUGCCAGGGUCAUCUCAGAAGCCUGCUGAGGGCCUGCUGUACUUCCAAGGGUUCUUUCAGUCUCUUUAGUUUGGAACAGAUGUGCUGUGUGUGAGGGUGUGUGGAUGGGGAUGACAAGGAGGCAGAUGGGCCAUCUGAUGAAUGGUACUUUGCAUAGAUGCAAAUCUCAGAAUGGCUAUUGGCUGUGCAUUAGCCCACUAACGGCUGCCAGAGGGCUUUGGAUAUUGUGUCUCCUAGAAGAUCCCGGAGCAUGUGGUAGAAUAAAAUGCUGUCAGCCUCUCUUCUCCUCCCCCUCGCCCCCGCAAUUCAUUAGCCAAGGUUGGGUGCUCAGCUCAUCAAAAGGUAAACUUUAGGCAUUCAAUACCUCAGUGACAGUGAUCCUGUUAAUUCCCAUGUGUGUUAUUAUUUAGAUGUUGGUCUUCUACAAAUUCCUGACAUACAUUUAACAAGACAAAAGUAUCACCUGUUCCUUGAAGUUUUAUCUCCAAAAGAACCUGGUACUUCUUUCUCCAGGUACAGGGCCAGGUUUAUAAGCCAGCAGCAUCAAUGGUGGGCUGCUUCAGUUAUUGGGGUUGCCACUGGAAACAACCACCAUGCUCUAUUUAUUAACCUAGCAUAUCAAAAUUUGCCCUGCUGUUCCAGGGUUUUACCAGUUUAUACAUAUAUACUAGAAGAAUGUAACAUUUUCCAUGAUUUAAAACAGGAAUGUGGGUAGGUCUAUGUUAGAUCACAGCACGUUUCAACAGAGGAGCUGCUCUUAUAUGUCAGAAUUUGGACCUCUCAAAUGUGAAAACCCAUUGAGGCCAGAAAGCAAGUUAAGCAAAAUAAUGUUCUUACCAUAAGGUCAAAUGUUGCUGCCAUUGAAGUUAAUGACAAAACCCUUGCUGACAUCAAAGGGCCCCUAGUCUUGAGACUUUCUUUGCUGAGUUAGAAGAUUUGCCUCUCUCUGUAAAAAACGUCCAUUGUACUGUGUAAACUACAAAGAUUACCCCACAAUUUCACAUCAAGCUGAAACUUUUGGCAGCACCUUCAGUUUGUAAAAGCCUUGCAGUUCUCAGUACCCCCUCCUCUGCAUCAUCUCAAAGCAUCUAGCAGAUUCUCUGAUUCACAUUACCCUUAAUGAUCCUCUGGAAACAGAAAACUAUGCACUAGAAUGAAAGACCUGGAUUUACCAUUAGGCACAGGGAAUUCCAGAUGGCUGCAUUUGUAAUGUAAACUAUUAAUGUGAGAGGGAAUAGGAAGAUUCUGCACUAAAAUGAAUGAUAAAUGCUGGUGAUUGUAGGGGCUUUCCUGACAGAACAAAUGGUUGAUAUGGAGAAAAGAAUCAAAUGCACCAAAAUGGGAACCACAUGGCCUCUAUAAAUCUGGUAUUUAUAACCAUUACCCAACCCCAGCUGUAUCAUGCUUUUGGAACAGAAGGGGAGGUCCAAAUAGAAGUGUGUACUCGCUAGGACCAAUUCUGAUCUCAUGUACACUGGAUUUCCAUCAGCGUAGUGGUUAAUGGAAGUUACCAGUGUGAGAUCAGAAUCAGGGCCUAAGACUAUACCAAAUAUUUGUUUAUACUAUAGCAGAUAUACCUCUAAUGUGUAGCACUAUGGAGGACUAUUUGCUGGUUAUAUCCAUCAGCCAGUGUUUUCUGACUGGAGGCCUCAUGUUUUUCAUGUGUAGUUGCUGAAGGGGCUGUGUUUGCAGAAUGGAGAAUUGAGCAUAUGGGAGCCCUGCCAUCACUCAGCAUACUUUUAUGAGUUUAGCUACUCUAAAAAUCAUCCCAAGGCAAAUGGUGACGUUAAAAGCUUUGAACAAUAUCAAGUGAUAUCUGUAGUGUAUGCAAAACAGAACUGGCAUUACCCUCUCAUCUUUCUCCGCCAUUCUUACUUCUCCAGCACUGCUGCUCUCCUUUAUGCCAAAAGAUUUAGCUGCAAUCUCACUGUGUUCAACUCUUGCAAACUAUAUCCACCUCCCCAUUGACCUGUUCACCGUCCUGCUGAAACUGAAAUGUAUGGGCCUCACUCAAAGGUUCUUUACCAGAGUUGUUGCCACUUGACCCAGUUUCAAUGCCCCGGAUGCAACUAGUUUGCUGGCUGGGAGUAGUGUUGCAUGAGAGCUAAAAUCUCUUUGCUGUUGCGGUUUCCCCCAGUCCUCAUGAUUACCAGUAAAGCUCACUUGUACAGUUUGGAUGUUUGAUAGAUAAAGCACAGUACAAUAAAAAUGAAAAAAAAUACUAAAAAACUCAGCACUGUGCAUUCAGUGUUUUUUUCCUUUCUGGCUUAAAAGAAGGAAGGUAAAUAAUGUCAAGUCAAUGAAUAUCAGACAUAUUUUUUGACUGUACAUUAUAGUGAAGUGUAAUUUUUUUUUAUGACUGCGAAUCCAUCUUAUUUAUUCUUGUAAAUGUUCCCAGACAAUGUUUGUAAUAUGGGCUGUGUUGCAAAUCCAUACAAUAAAUCUGUGAUCCAAGAUGAAUGGUUUACUAAGA